Molecule: messenger RNA, 2412 nt
Organism: Marasmius oreades (fairy-ring Marasmius)
Lineage: Eukaryota; Fungi; Basidiomycota; Agaricomycetes; Agaricales; Marasmiaceae
Exons: 2
Coding region: 514-2412 (632 amino acids)
Source: RefSeq, a predicted model, not a curated record
GACAUUUGAAGCCAUAGAGUCGGCAAUUUUUCAAUUCACUCAUUCACGGUGCAGUUUAAACCCGAACGUCGAACGUUAACGUUGAUUACUCAUUUACUGGGGGAGCUACAAGAGAUACCAUACCACACGCAGUUCAAGAUGCCUUUGCCUCCCACUUCAAUGAGUCACUCGCGAUUUCCAAGAACGACCAAGGCGAUGAAUGUACUGUACAGCGUUUACCUACUACUACAAUCCAACGUCUCUUUCCUUGACAUACUGCGUCACUCAUCAAUUAACGGAUCAUUCUAUCUAUCUCAUCAAUGACAUUGACUCCAUACUCAGCCUAACCUCCCACUCAGUCUUGUGUCGGACACCGUCUGAACCCGUCUCUCAGUUCACCCCUUAUUACGUCCUUCCACCACCACCCUCUGUCAGGACCACCUUGACGCAUGAAGUCCUCAUACUCGAUGUCGUCUGGUAUUGAACUUGUGACAGGAAGUCAUAUGUCGUGGUGGAAUACAAAAGGACCAUGUAAUGGUCCGACCCCGAGCAGCGAGCUUGCCUGUCCGCUCCUCUUCCUCCCUCUCCUCCCUCUCCACCGAUACCCAAAACACAACCAAACCGCCAUCACACAUUUUCAGUGAAAAAGAGGAAUGUUUCAGCCCUGUCAACAGCUUUGACCUCGAAAACCAUGCCCUCCCUUCCUCCCAACCGACCACUGGCCGGCGUGUGUGGAUCCUCGCACUAGCACCUCUAUUCCUCCACUUCACCUUUGUACUUGCUAUAACCGUUAUCGUCAUGUUUUACAUCGACCGCCAUGAUUUCAACUCCCAAGUUCGACGGCCCCGGAUCGUCGUAUCGAAUGAAACCAGCCUAGACCAAAGGGCUCCAUUCGGUCCCACCCAAUCAGACGUCAAUACAUUCCUAUCCUCGGCGCUUGUCAUAUUGAGAAUCGUUACCGGGAUGUGGUGUGGUGCUCUAGUAUGGCGUUGCGUUUUCAUAUUGCUAGAAAAAGAGGGUAUCACUCUCCAUCAGAUCAAAAGGAUGAUUUCUCUCGGCCUUCCCCCUGUCUCGCUAAGUUCACCCAAACAUCCUUCCAACCCGAAUUCUCGCGGCUCAAAGCGUGCGACUCCCACCAUCCUCGUAGCUAUCAUUCUCAUCCUGGCGAUCCCAUACCAGUUCUCCUCUCCUAUCCUUACAGGUUCCAUAGUUUGGGCCCCGUCAUCCAUUUAUGUCGCGAGCGACGUACUCGUGUCGGGCAUCGGUACGCCAGGUGAUGGAAGAUCAUGGAGAAAUUAUUGUAUGUGGAUCGAAGCGUUCACCUCGCAAGUAACCUCUGCUGCAGGGAUUGCUAGCAAACUUUGGGGGGCUACGGCCGAUACCUCAGCAGCCAAGAGAUAUGUCUCUGCCACCCAGGAGCUUCCCGUCAACUCAACGCUGAACAACGUCACUCUCCCAUACUUUAAUAUCAAAUCCAUGGAGUGGGUAAGGGACCCGAUAGCGAACGGGAGCGACAAACAGUUGUUGGCCACCGAGAGGUUGGAUUUCAAUCCAUUCGUCAACGUGACGACGACGACUGUUGGGAUUCUACAAGACGCUUGGGAGUUACCUGAGGAUAGACCUUUUCCGGAACCAGUCGAGAUACGAGAGGAGACCAAGUUGAUGGUUUUCGUGUAUUACCAUACACAGGGGAAGGAAACGGAGUGCUAUUCGCCAACAUUUGGGCCUUUGCCCGAACAUAUUGGGGUGUUUAAAAGACUCAUUACCACCGACAACACUUGUUAUUUGUUCGCGUGGGUGACAUAUGAAGCUGGUGCAGCUACUUGCAGGGACUGUAGGGUUUCGUCGCCUGGAAUCGUGGAGAGUCAAAGGGAUAGCCCAUCGAUGGAGAUCAAGAAGGAUCCGAUGACCCUUGAUGCACUGUUACUGUUACCGCAGGUCUCGACGUCCAUGGCGUUAAUGAACGUCUCACUACCUCAGCCUUUCGGAAACAUAGAGGCAUAUGCGAAGGCAUUACUGGUGCGAUCUUACGAAGCUGGUUGGAAUGCUCUGACAACAGGGUUGAGAGCGAAUGAACCAGAAUUCUUAACGACAGGAGUAAAGGUUUCGAUCCCGAUGUCGAAGGGAAUCGUCAAGUCGUGGAGGGUAGCAGUUUGGGUGGUGUUGAAUUUUCUUUUGACGAUAUCGGGGUUGCUGUUUGUGUUUGUUCAAACGGGAUGCAAGAAAGAUAUGGUGGCAGAUACGACGAUGGCGGCGUUGUUGUUGGAUAUGACAGAUGUGGUCAAGAAAGGACCGCCGAGAAUGGGGGAGACAACCAAGGUUGGGCGGAAAGAUUCAGAUUUGGUAGGGAAGGUGAAAUUGUGCGAGAGGAAGGGAAGCUAUUCGGUUAAAGUAGUCGAUGAAACUAGAAUGUACGAUACUCUCGAGAGAUAG